GGCUGCUUCCUCUGUCCCUGUCCAACAAAAAUGUCUGCUAGCAAGUUCAUUGGUGCGCUUCAGUCUACCUUGUCCAAGGUUACUGCUUUGCAACGUCCCAUUGUGUAUAAUGCCAAGGUUGCUGGUGAAAUCGCAAAACAAGUGUAUGUCAAGGAAGGCAUGGCUUUCCCUAGCGGUGAGCAAUUUACUCAGGCUCGUCAAAUCAUCCAAAAGAACAUGAACGUGGCCGCUCUCAAGAACCUUACCUGGAGGGAUAUCGCUCAGGGUGGUGUUGUCGCAGCUGAAAUUUACACUUUCUUCUUAAUUGGCGAGAUCAUUGGUCGUAGAAACUUGAUCGGUUACAAUGUCAAGUCUGUGGAUGCCCAUCAUCAUUAAAUUAUUGUGUCUCGGUGUACUUAGUCAUUUUUAGCCAAAAAAGCAAGAAAAAAAGAAGCGAAAUAGAAGCAAAAAUUGAACUUGCCAUUCAUUCGUUCUGUUCGCGUACCCAAUGUUGGAAUCGGGCCGCUUCCGCAUUGAAAUACUCGAGUUCUUGCUGAUGCUCGUUCAUCAGUUUCUGUUGCUCGGCCAAAAGAUCCUGUCGAAUCGUAUCGAGAGUUUCCAAUAAGGAAUCAACCUUUGAUAAUCU
Messenger RNA from Radiomyces spectabilis, 625 nucleotides. RefSeq names its product mitochondrial ATP synthase g subunit-domain-containing protein. Bases 31 to 375 code for a protein of 114 amino acids. Lineage: Eukaryota; Fungi; Mucoromycota; Mucoromycetes; Mucorales; Radiomycetaceae. The record is from RefSeq and is a predicted model, not a curated record. The transcript has 2 exons. Gene Ontology annotation, molecular function: proton transmembrane transporter activity. Gene Ontology annotation, biological process: proton motive force-driven ATP synthesis.